Messenger RNA from Gastrolobium bilobum, 534 nucleotides. RefSeq lists its product as uncharacterized. The record is from RefSeq and is a predicted model, not a curated record. Lineage: Eukaryota; Viridiplantae; Streptophyta; Magnoliopsida; Fabales; Fabaceae. Bases 1 to 534 code for a protein of 177 amino acids. The transcript has a single exon.
AUGAAAGGUUUAAGGCCCUUUAUAGGAAAAAGAAACAAAUUCAAAGGUAGGAUAAGAGAAGUGGAUUCCCAACUUUAUAGGGGUCCUGAUAAUGCCCUGGAACAAUUGCAUAGGUCCCUAUGGCAAGAGCUUAACACCAUCUACAUUCAAGAAGAGCUUACUUGGUAUCAACACUCUAGAUGUAAGUGGCUUGCCUUUGGAGAUAAAAAUUCUAAGUUCUUUCAUUCAACCACUGUUGCAAGAAUUAGGAAGAAUAAAGUGAAGUGUCUUAAAAAUGAGGAAGGUGUUUGGGUGGACAAUCUGAAUGACCUGAAGCACCUUGCAGUGAAUUUCUUUAAGAAGCUUUAUACUGAGGAUUCCCCAUCUAAACCUGUCAUAUGUGUUGGGAGCAUGUUCUCAACCUUGUCCAGCCAAAACUGGACUAACAUUGGAGAACCCUCGUGCCUAAAGGAAGUUAAGAACACAGUCUUCAAUAUGCGACCCUUCAAAGCCCCCAGGUAUUAUGGCCUUCAUGCCAUCUUUUUCCAAUCUUAG